AUGGCUCUGCUAAGGCCAUGUCUAAGCAACGUCUUAAAUCGGUAUAAAAUAAUAACUAAUCGACAUGUAACCUGCUUGAACCUAUUGAGAAAACGCCAUCAUUAUAGCGGUCAGGCUAUCACAGCAAUUAGUGAUCUAUUACAAGAUUUAGGACCUCAAUUUUAUGCUGAUGGUGAUAAAAUUCGAUUUCUACACCAGCCCACAGAUUUCUAUCAAGAAUUACUGUCCAAAAUAAAAACGGCCAAAAAGAGAAUUACGUUAGCUUCGUUGUACAUUGGAAAUGGAUCUUUGGAACAACGAAUGGUUGACGAAUUACAGCAAGUUUCAAGAUCUAGUAUACAACUUAAUAAACCAUUAGAUAUUAACAUUCUACUCGAUUAUACUAGAGGAUCGCGUGGAAAACAGAAUUCUCGCAAGAUGCUAUUACCAUUAAUAAAUGAGUCGCAUAGCAGUGUUAAUGUGGCCUUAUUCCAUACUCCGCACUUACGUGGUCCUUUAAAAGCUAUUGUACCGGAAAGAUUUAAUGAAACCAUUGGUUUAUCUCAUUUGAAAGUCUAUCUUUUCGAUAAUGAUGUCAUCAUCAGCGGGGCCAAUCUGAGUGAUUCUUAUUUUGUAAAUCGUCAAGAUCGAUAUAUAGUUAUUGAAGAUAAUCCAGAAUUUGCAAAUUUUUUUCAAGAUUUAAUAACGGUUGUCAGUAAAUAUUCUUUACAGUUACAACCAGAUGAUACAACAAAAAUGUUAGAAGAUAUAAACGUUCAUCCAUACGAAAAUAACGAUAGUAGUCAAGAAUUUAUUAAUGCUAUGAGAAGCGAUAUUCAUCAACUGUUACACAAAUAUAAAGAUUCUAUAAAGAAUAAUAAUUUAUCGAAAUCAAAUACUGUUAUAUUCCCUCUGAUUCAAAUGGGGCCGUUUGAAGUAAGGUUUGAUGAGGAGGCCACUCAAAGGUUAUUUGGAUCACUACGGAAAGACUCUACAUUGCUCUUAGCAUCUGGAUACUUUAACCUAAUAGAAAAAUAUUUAGCAACAAUACUUACUAAAUCUAAAGGCGACUAUAAGAUUUUAACGGCUGCACCUGAGGCUAAUGGAUUCUAUGGUGCAAGUGGUAUUGCAGGCUAUAUUCCGGAUUCAUAUACGUAUAUUGCUAAACAAUUCUAUCAACGUAUCGUGAGCGAAAAUCAAGAUCAGCGUAUAAAAUUGUUAGAAUACGAACGUCAAGGUUGGACCUUUCAUGUCAAAGGUUUGUGGUAUUAUUAUCAACAAGAACAACUGCCUUCAAUGACUUUGAUUGGUUCCUCAAAUUUUGGUUAUCGAUCCACCUACCGCGAUUUGGAAGCUCAAAUAGCAGUUGUAACAAGUGAAUCUAACUUACAAGAGCUUAUGAAAGCCGAACAAGAGAGUAUUUUCUCUUAUGGAAAAGCUGUUAACCAAGAUGUAUUUCGUUCCGAUCGAAGGCAGGUAGCUUUUUGGGCUCAGAUGGUAACCAAGUACAUAUUGUGGAAGUUUUUAUAA
Messenger RNA from Trichoplax adhaerens, 1509 nucleotides. RefSeq lists its product as uncharacterized. Lineage: Eukaryota; Metazoa; Placozoa; Uniplacotomia; Trichoplacea; Trichoplacidae. The record is from RefSeq and is a predicted model, not a curated record. The transcript has 8 exons. The coding region runs from base 1 to 1509 and encodes 502 amino acids. Gene Ontology annotation, biological process: cardiolipin biosynthetic process. Gene Ontology annotation, cellular component: mitochondrion. Gene Ontology annotation, molecular function: CDP-diacylglycerol-glycerol-3-phosphate 3-phosphatidyltransferase activity.